GUAGAUGGAAGGACAGAAGAGUAACUUGACCCAGUACUUUUGAGCAAGCAAUUUUGUUCCUCAUUCUGUCCGGCUUCACUCCACAUCUCCCUUCCUUGUGCUCUGCUACCUUAUCCGGCUGCAAUGGCCGGCGACCGGAAAACGGAUGAAAACAAUGAGGUCAAGAAUGAACCGACAGAAGAAAUGGAAGAAAAGAAUCCUUCUUACAGUUCAGACUCCAACUCUGAAUCCGAAGAUGAAGUUUCUUUAGUCCAACCUAGAGAAUCCAGAGAUAGCAGAAAUGCAGCUGAUAAUAUUAGGGAUUUCAUGAAUGUCAUCAAUUCGAAGAGGAUACAGAGACGUAUGGAGGAAGAUGAGAGGGCUAGCCUUUUAGAGAAUGAACUCUUCGAAUUCCCAAAAGACCCCGAGAAAUGGAAGGAGGAGGAUCUGAAGGAGUUGUGGGCGGACCCUCCCGCUGGAAAUAGCAAAACCGGCUGGGACCCUAAUUUGGCUGACAAAGAGGAUAUAAGUACUGUGAGGCGGGAGAUUAAGGCGGGUCGGGACCCGCUGAUUGGCCCGUUUUACAUUCCUUACCGGAAGCCAUACCCUGCGAUACCAGAUAAUCACUACGACAUCUCGAACCCAAAGGGUGUGAUUGAAGAGCUUGAUAGAAUAGAGGAAUUCUUGAGAUGGGUCAGCUAUGUUUUUGAAGAUCAUAGCUCGUAUGAAGGCACUGUUUGGGAUGACAAGGCACAUGGAAAAGGUGUUUUUGUUGGUGAGAAAGGGCUGGUCAGGUAUGAAGGUGAAUGGCUUCAUAAUGAAAUGGAAGGGCAUGGGGUUGUUGAAGUAGAAAUUCCUUAUAUGCAACCCAUCCCCGGAUCCAAGCUAGAAAAGAAGAUGCGCGCUCAAGGGAGAAUUAUAAACCGAGAUUUCAUGACCCCUGAAGACAGAGAAUGGCUCGAAAUGGAUAUUGAAGAUAGUAUUGCAUUCACUGACGGACACUAUGAAACCCCUUUUUAUGAGAGAAAGGAGUGGAAGCUUUUGUUUGGAAAGAAGCCAGAGAAGGGUCUAUAUAGAUAUGCCGGUCAGUGGAAGCACGGGAGAAUGCAUGGCUGUGGUGUAUAUAAGGUCAAUGAACGAACAAUAUAUGGACGGUUCUACUUUGGAGAAUUUGUGGAGCGGGAUACUUAUGGGUGUGAUCUUGAAAUUUCUGCGAUGCAUUCCGGUUUAGCAGAGGUUGCUGCAGCGAAGGCUCGUAUGUUCACUAACAAACCUGAUGGAAUGGUGAGAGAGGAAAGAGGGCCUUAUGGUGAUCCUCAGCACCCCUAUUUUUAUGAAGAGGAUGAUGUGUGGAUGGCACCGGGCUUCAUCAACCAAUUUUAUGAAGUUCCUGAUUACUGGAAAAUGUAUGUGCAUGAGGUUGAUCAAGAAAGGGAAUUAUGGCUGAACUCUUUUUAUAAAGCUCCUUUGAGAUUACCUAUGCCUGCAGAGCUUGAAUACUGGUGGGCCAAUGAUGAAGAACCAGAAUUUGCUCUUAUUAACAAGGAACCAGAACCUGAUCCGGAAGAUCCAUCAAAACUCAUAUACACUGAAGAUCCCUUAAUCAUGCAUGUGCCAUCUGGAAGGAUCAUCGACUAUGUGGAUGAUGAGGAACAUGGUAUCCGAUUAUUUUGGGCACCUGAUGAUAAAGAGGGAGAUGUGGGCCCAGACACAGAAGCAGGGGAAGAAGAAAUCGAAUUUCUUCCACUUGGAUUUGAUGAGUUUUAUGGCAGAAAUGCAGAUGUGGUGGAGGAAGAUCACUUCUUGAAGAGUCUUGUGUUGUCUGUAGAAAAAGCUUUCGAACCGUUGUUAAGCAAACUGGAGAAAUGGGCAGAAGAGAAGAAGAAAGAUGUGGAGAUGAAGAUGGAGUUGAUAAAGAAGGAGCAUGAAUUGGCAGAAGCUGAAUCUGCUCUAAAUGAGGCUGUUGAUGAGUUGGACAGUGCCUUAAAGAUGAUGCAGGAAAUGGAGGAAAAGAAGGCGGCAGAAAUGGGCAUCCAUGAGGAGGAUGAAGAAGAAGAAGAUGAUGGCUCUCAAUCUAAACAACCCAACAAAUUUGAGAAAAAAAGGGAGGAAGAUUACAAAGAGGAAGACGAGGAAGAGGAGGGGGGUGAGGGCGAUGCUUCUUCAUUUAGUUUUGGGUCAGUUGAAAAUCAAGAAAAGGGACAAGAUGACCAGAAGAAUGGGAACAGAGAAGGUGGAAAGUCUCCAUUUGGAGCAUCUUCUUUGCCAUUUGCUGCAUGUUUUCUAGCUUCCCAAGUUCCUUGUAAGCUACAACAUUCAUUUAUGACAUGGAAGGAGGGGAAAGCAAGACAACAACCCUCUUCAACAACUGCUCUUCACUUCAACGGCCAAUGGACACCCAAUUCAGUCGCCUUUCCCAAUGCCACUGCUAAAAGUUGUAGGUUAAGAGCUGCACGAGACGUGCAUUACCAUGGAAAGCUGCCGAUGAUAGUGAAAUCUAAGCACGCAAUUCGGUUUAAGAAGAAUGCAUCUCAAGAAAUCCAAGAGGAAGAGAGCAGCUUUAGUAUAUUGUCCUUGCAUACACCCUUAGCGGCGUAGCGCCAGCCUUCUCAGUGGUUUAAUGUUUUCGGGUGUAUGGUAUACAUUUUUAUAUGAUUUUUGUGACAAUGCAAUUGUUGACAUUCAAUUUGUUUGAGAAUUAUUUUCUUGGCACUUUUGGUUCCAUUGGGAACUUGGGCAUUUAUAUUGGGGUUUUCAAGAACUUCGUAUAAGUACGGAGUGGUUGUGAUGCCACUACGGUGCUCCAAUGUUCCGUUUUAUAAAAUUGAAGGUUCUUAAUUUCGCACGCCUAGAACAAAUUGGUGGAAGUACAUAAAUGGAUAAUGUUAAA
Messenger RNA from Cuscuta campestris, 2869 nucleotides. The record is from the annotation of a GenBank genome assembly. Lineage: Eukaryota; Viridiplantae; Streptophyta; Magnoliopsida; Solanales; Convolvulaceae.